Messenger RNA from Panicum virgatum (switchgrass), 1321 nucleotides. RefSeq names its product thioredoxin H4-1-like. NCBI's taxonomy places the organism in Eukaryota, Viridiplantae, Streptophyta, Magnoliopsida, Poales, Poaceae. The coding region runs from base 666 to 1115 and encodes 149 amino acids. The transcript is spliced from 6 exons. The record is from RefSeq and is a predicted model, not a curated record.
GCUAAUCCACGCCCAGUUCUUGCCUUCUCGGGACCUGUUUUCCCCCCUUUCUUUCUUGUUCGUGCAAAAGUUUCAUGGAUUCGUGAUGUUCUCCGUUCCUAGAUUCGGCGAUUCCGCGGAUUGGUGGUUUCAGUUCGGGACUAUUAGAGUGGAUUCGGCGAUCCUCAAUAGUUUUUUUUUAAAAAAAACUCCUGAAUAGUAGGCAGGUUAAACCAGUGUUGCGUCUAUCAGGGUUGUGGGUUGUAGCAUAAAGAAACGGGGAAAUAUUGACUAUUGCCAUGAGAUGAUUUUUUUUAGCAACUAUGGGAUGAUGAUGAGAGCUAAAUUGUAUGGUUGGCGUCGGAGGCGAUUACAAAUUCUGGACCUACCACUCUAGUUCAACGUCGGAGGAUCCGUUUCCGUUGAGGCAUCGAUGCAUCAACCACCGUAUCAACUAGGACUUAACCACUUUAUGUGGUUGAUAUGUCAAGUAGUUGGUCACAAAGUCGGUCCUUGGAUCUUCACACCAACAGAUGUUGGGAGGUCGGAUCAUGGUUGUGUAAGGAUGGUAUCUCCAAGUAGGACUGUGGUUUGAGCAUUCUGCUGUACAUGUCCUCGAUCCUGAGAAGCUUUUUUGUUGAUGGUGGCUAGCGCUUAUAUUUUUUGCCAGGUGCCAACAGUUGAGAAUGGUACUGAAGUGCCUGAGGAGAUGCUGCUGUUGCAGUGCAAAGCACACAGAUGGCGAGGACAAGAUUGAUUUCGGAGGUAGCAAUGUUCAUGUCAUUACUAGCAAAGAAAACUGGGACCAAAAAAUUGAAGAGGCAAACAAGGAUGGGAAAAUUGUGGUAGCAAAUUUCAGUGCUUCCUGGUGUGGGCCAUGCCGGGUCAUCUCGACUGUUUAUGCUGAGAUGUCGCAGACGUACCCACAGCUCAUGUUCUUGGCAGUCGAUGUUGACGAGUUAAUGGAGUUCAGCUCGUCGUGGGACAUCCGGGCGACCCCGACGUUCUUCUUCCUGAAGAACGGGCAGCAGGUGGACAAGCUGGUCGGCGCCAACAAGCCCGAACUGGAGAAGAAGGUUGCCGCGGUCGCCGGCGACCGCGACGGCAACGGCGGCGCGGUGCCUGACGCCAAGUGACAGGAUGACGGUGUGGGCGGAUAUCAUGUCGCUUCUUUUCCGCCCCGUUGCGUAGCCGCAUUGAUCUGUGCGAUACCUUCCCCGAUGUGCAGACUGUACAGCUCCUUCUUGGUGAUGACUGAUGACGUAAGCAUGUAAGUAUUGGUUUCUGUGGUAGCAACUGGUUGCAAGUGCACACAUGAGUUCAUUGCGUUGCUAUUUGUAUA